CCACUUUGGCUCAAGACAGGUUUUCCUGCGAGUCGUGUUUCAAUCUGCGCAUCCUGCGUCGCGGCGAUGGCUCUUUGCAUGCUGAAGUGCGGUCGGCCCGCCUUUCGCGGCUUUGUCACGUGCUGCAAUCGUUGUUCUGGCCCUGACGGCCCGCACACAGCAGACUGCGCAAGCAAGUGCGGUCUGGUUGCUCCUGCUUCAGACUCACCCGACAGCGCAUCUGCAUCCGAGAUCCUCGCGCUCUUGCUCGGUCUAGGUGUACCCGCAAAGGCUGCCGAGGAGUACCUGCCCGUCCUGCUCGGGGCGGGAUACGACUCCGCACAGGCGUUUAGGAGGCUGACUGGGGAAGAUCUCGCUCGCCUCGGCAUCAAGGAGGGCCACCGUCGUCUCAUCUGUGAGGAUGAGGGGGAGCACAGGCCGGCGAGUGCCGCAGAGCCGCCUGCGGCAAAGGCGAGCGCACCGAAGGGCAGGGCCAAGGCCAGAGCAGCAGCCGGAGCACCACCACCCCGGCCAAGUGGGACAGGCCUGCCCCUGGAUGGCCUUGUCGUCUGCGUCUCUGGAGCCAUGUCGACUGUGCGCCGGGAGUUUCAGAGCAAUCUUCGCGAGCAGGGUGCUCAGGUCAUUUUGUUUCGGUGA
Messenger RNA from Prorocentrum cordatum, 636 nucleotides. Lineage: Eukaryota; Dinophyceae; Prorocentrales; Prorocentraceae. The record is from the annotation of a GenBank genome assembly.